Rotaria sordida is the source of this 627-nucleotide messenger RNA. NCBI's taxonomy places the organism in Eukaryota, Metazoa, Rotifera, Eurotatoria, Philodinida, Philodinidae. The record is from the annotation of a GenBank genome assembly.
AUGAUACCACGUACACUUCUUCGGACAGUUUUAACAUCAAAUGUUCAGAUAUCAUCUUGUGGUUUUCAACGAACAUUUGGAAUAUUUAGUAGUGGAACAUCGAAAAAAGCUACAGCUCGAUCAAAAUGUUUUUUUGAUGUUAAUGUUGAUGAUAAACCACUUGGUCGAAUUACAUUUCAACUUUAUAAUGAUAUUGUUCCGAAAACAACUGAAAAUUUUCGUGCUUUAUGUACUGGUGAAAAAGGCUAUGGUUAUAAAAAUUCAACCUUUCAUCGAGUAAUUCAAAAAUUUAUGUUACAAGGUGGAGAUUUCGAACGACAUAAUGGUACUGGUGGUUAUAGCAUCUAUGGAAGUAAAUUUGCUGAUGAAAAUUUUCAAGUAAAACAUACACGAGAAGGUCUACUUUCAAUGGCUAAUGCUGGUCCGAAUACAAAUGGUUCUCAAUUCUUUAUUACAACAGUAGCAACUCCUUGGCUUGAUGGUAAACAUGUUGUCUUUGGUGAAGUUGUUGAUGGUAUGGAUACAGUGAAAAAAGUCGAAGCAUUAGGAUCACAAUCAGGCCGAACUCAAAAAAAGAUCACUAUUGCCGAUAGCGGUGAAGUACAGAGUGAUCAAAAUCCAAAAUAA